This is a messenger RNA of Phoenix dactylifera (date palm), 2053 nucleotides long. RefSeq names its product NEDD8-activating enzyme E1 regulatory subunit AXR1. The record is from RefSeq and is a predicted model, not a curated record. Gene Ontology annotation, biological process: protein neddylation. Gene Ontology annotation, molecular function: NEDD8 activating enzyme activity. Gene Ontology annotation, cellular component: cytoplasm. Lineage: Eukaryota; Viridiplantae; Streptophyta; Magnoliopsida; Arecales; Arecaceae.
GCUACCCUUUCCUCACUUUGUUCUUUUUUUAACCACCAAAAAACCCAAAAGCUGAGAGCUCUCUCUCCAAUCUCUCCCUUCCCUUUCCAACUCCGACGAUGGCCGCCGAAUCGAAAACCAAAUACGAUCGCCAGCUCAGGAUUUGGGGAGAACAAGGACAAGCGGCAUUGGAGAAAGCGAGCAUAUGCUUGCUUAAUUGUGGUCCUACUGGAUCUGAAGCUCUGAAAAAUCUUGUUCUAGGUGGUAUUGGGAGUAUCACUGUGGUUGAUGGGUCUAAAGUGGAAGCAUACGAUCUUGGGAACAAUUUUAUGUUGGAUGAGGAAAGCCUGGGGCAAGCGAAGGCAAAAUGUGUAUGUUCUUUUCUGCAAGAGCUAAAUGAUGCUGUUAAAGCCAAGUUUGUUGAGGAGUCUCCUGAUACGUUAAUAGAAACAAAUCCAUCUUUUUUUGCUCAGUUUACAUUAGUGAUAGCAACACAGUUGUUGGAAAAUUCAUUAUUAAAGCUGGAUAAGAUCUGUAGGCACGCGAAUGUCAUAUUGGUUGUUGCACGCUCAUAUGGUCUCACAGGGCUUGUCCGAAUCAGUUUGAAGGAGCACAAUGUGAUCGAGUCAAAGCCUGACCAUUUCCUAGAUGAUCUCCGCCUUCACAAGCCAUGGCCUGAGCUCAAACAAUUUGCAAAGACCAUUGAUUUAAGUGUGACAGAUUCAGUUGUACACAAACAUACACCAUAUAUAGUUAUUCUUAUUAGGCUUGCUGAAAAAUGGGCUGAUGCACAUGAUGGAUGCUUGCCAUCAACUAGGCAAGAGAAAAAGGAAUUUAAGGAUCUAAUAAAAGCUCACAUGCUUAAUUUAGAUGAAGAAAAUUAUAAGGAAGCUAUUGAAGCCUCAUUUAAAGUCUCCACUCCUCGAGGAAUUAGUUCUCAUCUUUGUCAAAUUAUCAAUGAUGCUGCUGUUCAAGUUGACUCAACAUCGCCAGAUUUCUGGGUUUUGGUAGCAGCUUUAAAGGAAUUUAUUGAGAAUGAAGGUGGUGGAGAGCCACCACUUGAGGGAUCCAUACCUGAUAUGACAUCUUUAACUGAGUAUUAUGUCAGCCUGCAAAAGAUCUACCAAGCUAAGGCCGAGUCUGAUUUUCUUGUGAUGGAGCAACGUGUGAGAAAUAUCCUGAAGCGAAUUGGUAGAGAUCCUGAUGCCAUUACAAAAGCAUAUAUUAAAAACUUCUGUAGAAAUGCUAGAAAGAUCACUGUAUGCAGAUACCGCAACAUUGAGGAUGAGUUCAGCAUUCCUAUUCUACCAGAAUUACAGAAGUACUUGACAGAUGAGGACUACAAUUUUGCCGUUGGCUUUUAUAUCCUACUUCGAGCUGUGGACCGGUUUGCUGCUAAUUACAACAGAUUUCCUGGCAUUUUUGAUGGUGAAGUGGACGAGGACAUUUCAAGAUUGAAGACUAUUGCAGUUGGAUUAUUAAGCGACUUGGGAUUCCAUGGUCCAGCAUUAUCCGAGGAUCUAAUCAAUGAAAUGUGCAGAUUUGGAGGUGCAGAGCUCCAUGCAGUUGCUGCCUUCAUAGGGGGAGUAGCUUCCCAAGAAGUAAUCAAGCUUGUCACUAAACAAUUUGUGCCAUUGACUGGGACAUUCAUAUUUAAUGGAAUUGAUCAAAAAUCACAAGCCUUGGCACUAUAAUUGCAAGCAUCAGCUGAUAAAGGACUGUGGCUGCCUGUGACAUCAUACCUUGCCAGAAACCAAUAUAUGGAGAUUCUUGCACUUCUUACAAGGCAAAAAAAAAAAAGAAAAGAAAAGAAGUCAGGCGAUCGCCAUUGAAGAGGUUAAUAUCAGAUAAUCGUGGAGAUCUUUUUUCAAAGAACUGGUUAUGAUACAAAAAUUUUCGGGGGACACAUUGCUUGUAGUGAUCAUAUAUUAGCCAGAAGUUAAUCCCAAAUGGUUCGUCUGUUGGUCUUGUAUGCGAACCGCUCUGUAGUUGAGGAAUGCCUUGAUAUCAGGGAUCUGUAGAAUGAUAUGAAACACAUAAUGGUCCUAAGAUCUGUCUUUUUGACAGUGUCAAA